Molecule: messenger RNA, 1407 nt
Organism: Pteropus alecto (black flying fox)
Lineage: Eukaryota; Metazoa; Chordata; Mammalia; Chiroptera; Pteropodidae
Gene: NKAPL
Product: NFKB activating protein like
Exons: 1
Coding region: 62-1225 (387 amino acids)
Biological process (GO): regulation of gene expression
Cellular component (GO): nucleus
Molecular function (GO): chromatin binding
Source: RefSeq, a predicted model, not a curated record
CCGCGCUCUCUGCGGUAACCGCCGGGCGUCUGCCGCCUGGUUACCUGUGACGGUGCGGCUCAUGGCGCCCGUGUCCCGGUCCCGCUGUCCCGAGGACACCCCGGGCUCUCGGAUACGGCGACGCAGCUCUUCCAGGAGCGGCCGUUCCCGCUCUCACUCCCGCGGCCGCGAGGGCCUCGGGCCUCCGAGCGGCGGAGCGGGCGUCGGCGGGCCUCACCCCCUCAGUCGCGCCGGUUCUCGAGAGCAGCCCGGGCUCCGCAACUGCGCGUUCGUGUCCAGUUCGAGCUACCGCAGCGGGUACCGCGACCUUCACCACGCUUGUGCGGGACGGGGCCAGCGCGCGGAAGAGCACAGGAGGGAGGAGGAGAACUACCGGCAGCGGCGGCUGAGAGAGAGAGCGAGGAUCGCCGAGCUGGGCGCUCCUGAGGUGUGGGGGCUGUCGCCAAGGUUUCCGGAGCCGGAUUCCGACGAGCACACCCCCGUGGAAGGUGAAGAGGUGAAAACUCAGAAGACCAGCAGUUCAGAUAUCGGCUCCGAAGGAAGAAGGAAAAAGACCAGUCGUUCAAAAAACAGGAAAACAAAGAAAAAAUCCAAAAGAAAGUAUAGAGACUAUUCUGAUAAUACUGACACUGAUUCAGACUCUGACAGAAAUACUAGCUCUGAUGACGAGAAAAAGAGAGCAAAAAAAGCCAAGAAGAAAGAGAGGAAAAAGAAACACAGAAGGAAAACCCCCAAGAAAAAGAAGACUAAAAAAGAACCCAGUGACUCAAGCUUUAAGGAUUCAGAAGGAGAACUGCCAGAAUAUGCCUGGGCUGAGCGCUCAAAGACUGCGGGUGCCAUGGAGCUGAUAGGUCCGGAAGCACCUAUGAUACCUGCCUCCCAGGACGAGAAACCCUUGAACUACGGCCAUGCCCUGCUCCCAGGCGAAGGUGCAGCUAUGGCUGAGUAUGUAAAAGCUGGAAAGCGGAUCCCACGAAGAGGUGAGAUUGGGCUGACAAGUGAAGAGAUUGCUUCGUUUGAAUGCUCGGGUUAUGUGAUGAGUGGGAGCCGGCAUCGCAGAAUGGAAGCUGUGCGGCUGCGGAAAGAGAACCAGAUCUACAGUGCUGACGAGAAGAGAGCUCUGGCAUCCUUCAACCAGGAAGAAAGACGGAGGAGGGAGAGUAAGAUUCUAGCCAGUUUCCGAGAGAUGGUGCACAGAAAGACCAAAGGGAAAGAUGACAAAUAAGGACUUUAGUUGUGCUGCAGGACUGACCAACAAUGUUCUGUGACCAAGUACUAUUAUUAAAAGGCUUUAUGGUGCUACUGUAUCUACUAUGUAAGUCCUUCUAGAAAAAGCUGCUUUUUGAGGUCUCGUUAGCAAUGUAUUUUUAUUUUAAAAAGUAAUACAUGCACAUGGUUUUAAAAAUA